CGCUUUCUGGCUGCUCGGCGCACCGCCGCCGGCCACUCGUCCCAGCUCCGGUGCCGAGGCCGCCAAGGCUUAGGCACCGUCCCCAGGCUCCCGUGCUCUGCGCGAAGCCCUGGCCCCGGUGGCCAGGGCAUGGGCCAGGGGCGCGGCGUGAAGCGGCUUCCCUCCGGGCUGUGAGCUGCACUGGCUUCAGCAUGAAGACCCUCAUAGCUGCCUACUCAGGGGUCCUGCGAGGCGAGCGCCGGACCGGCGCUGCCCGGGGCGAAAGCUCGAAUGGAGGAGGCGAGCUGUCCCCAGAGAGAUCUGGGAAAUGGGGUACUGGCUCCAGCAUCCUCUCUGCCCUCCAGGACCUCUUCUCCAUCACCUGGCUCAACAGGUCCAAAGUGGAAAAGCAGCUACAGGUCAUCUCGGUACUACAGUGGGUCCUGUCCUUCCUCGUGCUGGGAGUGGCCUGCAGCCUCAUCCUCAUGUACACCUUCUGUACCGAUUGCUGGCUCAUCUCUGUGCUCUACUUCACCUGGCUGGCAUUUGACUGGAACACACCCAAGAAAGGUGGCAGGAGAUCACAGUGGGUACGGAACUGGGCUGUGUGGCGCUACUUUCGUGACUACUUUCCCAUCCAGCUGGUGAAGACGCACAACCUAGUAACGACCAGGAACUACAUCUUUGGGUACCACCCUCAUGGCAUCAUGGGCCUAGGAGCCUUCUGCAACUUCAGCACAGAGGCCACCGAAGUGAGCAAGAAAUUCCCUGGCAUAAGGCCCUACCUGGCCACACUGGCUGGCAACUUCCGGAUGCCUGUGUUGCGGGAGUACUUGAUGUCAGGAGGCAUCUGUCCUGUCAACCGGGACACCAUAGACUACCUGCUUUCAAAGAAUGGGAGUGGCAAUGCCAUCAUCAUCGUAGUAGGGGGUGCAGCUGAGUCUUUGAGUUCCAUGCCUGGCAAGAAUGCAGUCACUCUGCGGAACCGCAAGGGCUUUGUGAAACUGGCCCUGCGCCAUGGAGCUGACCUGGUUCCUACUUACUCCUUCGGGGAGAAUGAGGUGUACAAGCAGGUGAUCUUCGAGGAGGGCUCCUGGGGACGGUGGGUCCAGAAGAAGUUCCAGAAGUAUAUUGGCUUUGCCCCAUGCAUCUUCCAUGGCCGAGGCCUCUUCUCAUCUGAUACUUGGGGGCUAGUGCCCUACUCCAAGCCCAUCACCACUGUAGUGGGUGAGCCCAUCACCAUCCCCAAACUGGAGCACCCAACCCAGCAGGACAUUGACCUAUACCACACCAUGUACAUGGAGGCCCUGGUGAAGCUCUUCGACAGGCACAAGACCAAGUUCGGCCUCCCAGAGACAGAGGUCCUGGAGGUGAACUAACCAAUCCAGCCCUUGAGAAGUCAGCUCCUGGAAGGAACCAGCGGGCAAAAUCGUUUUCUACCGAGCAUUCUCAAGUGCUUUUUGUUCUGUAAAUUUGGAAGCGUGAUGGGUGUCUGUGGGUUAUUUAAAAGAAAUUAUAAUUUGUUAAACCAUUA
Molecule: messenger RNA, 1513 nt
Organism: Dipodomys ordii (Ord's kangaroo rat)
Lineage: Eukaryota; Metazoa; Chordata; Mammalia; Rodentia; Heteromyidae
Gene: Dgat2
Product: diacylglycerol O-acyltransferase 2
Exons: 8
Coding region: 192-1358 (388 amino acids)
Biological process (GO): triglyceride biosynthetic process
Cellular component (GO): endoplasmic reticulum membrane
Molecular function (GO): diacylglycerol O-acyltransferase activity
Source: RefSeq, a predicted model, not a curated record